Parastagonospora nodorum SN15 is the source of this 558-nucleotide messenger RNA. RefSeq lists its product as hypothetical. The transcript is spliced from 2 exons. The record is from RefSeq and is a predicted model, not a curated record. The coding region runs from base 1 to 558 and encodes 185 amino acids. Lineage: Eukaryota; Fungi; Ascomycota; Dothideomycetes; Pleosporales; Phaeosphaeriaceae. Gene Ontology annotation, biological process: carbohydrate metabolic process.
AUGGUUAUUGUGGUCGCUUUCUGCUUCCGCUCACACAAAGGCCAGACGACAGACGACUUUUGUGGCGACAAGAAAGUCACUCAUAAGACAUGCGCAAAAGACAAUGGCAAUGCCGUUGUAGUUGGGUAUUACGAAGGUUGGGCUAAGAGCCGUCCGUGUAACGUCUUCUGGCCUGAACAGAUCCCAAUUGGGGUUUACACUCACAUUAACUUCGCCUUUGCAGUCAUCGAUCCGAAGACUUUCAAGAUAGCUCCUUCUUCUGAAGGAGACAUCAAUAUCUAUAAGCGCUUGGUUCUUUUGAAGCAGCAGGAUCCAAACCUCAAGGUCUAUAUAGCUGUCGGUGGUUGGGCUUUCAAUGACCCUGGCCCGACGGCUACUACCUUCUCGGACCUCGCCGCAUCCGUGCCAAGACAGAAAGUCUUCAUGGAGUCAUUGUUAGCUUUCAUGUCGACAUAUGGUUUCGAUGGCAUCGAUCUAGACUGGUACGAUUCCUCGAGUGCAAAUUCCGUGCUCAAGCUGAUGGGUGUUGCCACUGAACAGGGAAUAUCCGGUGGCUGA